Molecule: messenger RNA, 1922 nt
Organism: Columba livia (rock pigeon)
Lineage: Eukaryota; Metazoa; Chordata; Aves; Columbiformes; Columbidae
Gene: MFSD12
Product: major facilitator superfamily domain containing 12
Exons: 10
Coding region: 49-1548 (499 amino acids)
Biological process (GO): carbohydrate transport
Cellular component (GO): plasma membrane
Molecular function (GO): symporter activity
Source: RefSeq, a predicted model, not a curated record
AGCGCCGCAGCCCCGCCCCGAGCCGCCGGUGCCGGAGUGCGGGCCGGGAUGGCGGAGCCCGCGGCGGGAGCGGCGCCCGGUGCCGCGGCGCUGCCGCUGCCGGGGAGGCUGAGCUUCGCGGCCGGGCACUUCCUGAACGACCUGUGCGCCUCGCUGUGGUUCACGUACCUGCUGCUCUACCUGCACGCCGUGCUGGGCUACGGGCACCGGCUGGCCGGCGGCCUGCUGCUGGCGGGGCAGGCGGCCGACGGGCUCUGCACGCCGCUGCUCGGCUACGAGACCGACCGCUCCACCGGCUGCGGCCGCUACGGGCGGAGGAAAUCCUGGCACCUGGCCGGAACCACCUGUGUCCUCUUGUCCUUCCCCUUCAUCUUCAACCCCUGCCUGGGAUGCACGGACAGCACGCCGCAGUGGGCAGCCUUCGUCUACUACCUCCCGUUCAUCAUCAUCUUCCAGUUCGGCUGGGCAGCCACACAGAUCUCCCACCUGUCCCUCAUCCCCGAGCUGGUGACAGGUGACCAUGAGAAGGUGGAGCUCACAGCUUUCAGAUAUGCCUUCACUGUCAUGGCCAAUAUCACUGUGUAUGGCCUGGCCUGGCUCCUGCUGAACUUCCAGGUGGACCAGCCUGACCGCACAGAGCACUUAGGCAUCCAGGAUGUCCCUAUAUUUCGGAACCUGUCCCUCAUCGUGGUGGGGCUGGGGGCCGUGUUCUCCCUCAUCUUCCACCUGGGCACCAAAGAGAAGCCGUACCUGCCGGGCUCGCUGCCCCAGCCGGAGGAGAGCAUGUCCCUGCUGCAGAAGGAGCCUACGAACCUCCCGCAGCCACUGCUGAUCUGGAAGGACUGGCUGCUGGAACCUGCCUUCUACCAGGUCGCAGUGCUCUACAUGUUGACCCGGCUCAUCGUCAACCUGUCCCAGACCUACAUCGCCAUGUACCUGACCAACUCGCUGAUGCUGCACAAGAAAUAUAUUGCCACCAUCCCCCUGGUGAUGUACAUUAGUGGCUUCCUUUCCUCCUUCCUCAUGAAGCCCGUGAAUAAAUGGAUAGGUCGAAAUCUGACCUACUUCGUGGGCAUCGCGGUGAUCUUGGCCUUCGCCUCCUGGGUGGCCCUGACCAAGGAGAUGGGCGCCGAGAUCUACGGGGCGGCCGUGCUGCUUGGGGCUGGCUCUGCCACCAUCCUGGUCACCUCCCUCUCCAUGACAGCAGACCUCAUCGGCACCAACACUCACAGCGGCGCGUUUGUCUACGGCGCCAUGAGCUUCACGGACAAGAUGGCCAACGGGCUGGCUGUGAUGGCGAUCCAGAACCUGCACCCCUGCCCGACUGAGCUCUGCUGCCCCGAGUGCGUCAGCUUCUACCACUGGGUGAUGGUGUUGGUCACUGGAGGCAUUGCCAUUGCUGCCAUCGCCUCUCUGUGCUGCAUCAUGGUCUGGCCCAUCCGUAUCCGCUACCACGGUGUCUGCGUGCGGGGGCUGAGCAGAGCAGAGACCAGCUAUGGCGGGACGGACGGCGUGGAGGGAAGGAGCCAGAGCGGCGCUGUCAACUGAGCGGGGCCGUGUCCUCUGCCACCGCGGUGCCCGUGCCACUGAGCUCAGCCGGGGGGCCCGGCAGGGGCUGGCACUGGGACGGGGUGCCGGGCUCUAGCGAGGAGUUGGCGCCCUGCCCGUCUGUCACCUUGCACUGGACUCGUGUCCCCCCGCAGCCCGUGCUGGGGACGCAUGAAGGAUGUCACCCUGUGCUUGCACAAGUGUCACACUAGACGGCCCUGGGCCGGGCUGCGGGGUCACUCCCGGCAGGGGGAACGGGCACGUGGCCCUCGGUUUUAACUUGCUUAUGUAAGGUCAGUAUCUACAAACGGCACUUUUUAAAGGAGGAGAAAAAGGAGAGGAAAAAAAUAAAAUCAAACACAAACAACUCUAAA